UUUCCAAAUCAUGCCCAUCAUCACUUCACUCCUGUCUCCUUGAACUACUGUGUCUCUACGCCUCUCUCUCUCUCUCUCUACGCCUCUCAGUGCUGCUCCAGCUAUCUUCAGAUAAGAGGGAAAUGUUCUUUCAUAUUCCUCUAGAGCAUGAGAUUUUGCUCCAUCCUCGUUACUUUGGGCCCAAUCUCCUGGACACGGUCAAGAAGAAGCUGUUUACAGAGGUGGAGGGCACCUGCACUGGCAAGUAUGGGUUUGUGAUUGCAGUGACGACCAUUGAUAAUAUAGGAGCAGGUGCUCUUCAAACUGGCCGUGGAUUGGCUCUCUAUCCCGUCAAGUAUAGGGCUAUAGUGUUUCGGCCUUUCAAGGGUGAGAUUCUGGACGCCAUAGUGACCCAGGUCAACAAGGUGGGGUUGUUCACUCAAAUAGGACCUCUCUCCUGCUUCGUAUCUAGACAUUCUAUUCCCCCUGAUAUGGACUUUGACCCCACUACCACACCUCCCUGCUACAGAACUGAAGACUCAGACGCUGUGAUCCAGGAGGAUGACACUAUUCGACUGAGGGUGGUGGGUACUCGAGUGGACGCUAAUGAUAUCUUUGCUGUCGGGUCAAUCAUGGACGACUAUCUCGGGAUCAUCAGCCCCUAAGAGCCUGAACUGGACAACACUCUUAUUAAUUAUACGCAAUUCACUUUCUUUCUCUAAUUUGUUUGUUAUUGAGUGUCUUCUUUUAUGUGGUGUGUUCUCAA
Molecule: messenger RNA, 745 nt
Organism: Halichondria panicea
Lineage: Eukaryota; Metazoa; Porifera; Demospongiae; Suberitida; Halichondriidae
Product: DNA-directed RNA polymerase II subunit RPB7
Exons: 7
Coding region: 123-644 (173 amino acids)
Biological process (GO): positive regulation of translational initiation; positive regulation of nuclear-transcribed mRNA poly(A) tail shortening; transcription initiation at RNA polymerase II promoter
Cellular component (GO): RNA polymerase II, core complex; P-body
Molecular function (GO): single-stranded DNA binding; translation initiation factor binding; single-stranded RNA binding
Source: RefSeq, a predicted model, not a curated record